AUGGACGAUAAGGCUGAUUACCCCUCGGACUUCCUGCAAGCGCGAAACAACACCUUGACAGACGAUGAGGUAAACCAUCUGCUCGAGAAGCCAGGCUGCGCAGCUCGCUUCGUCUACGGAGUCCUAAUGCUCCCCACGGCACUAAAAUACUUCCUCGACAUGCCGCAGACCACGGACAUCGCCAAAUACAUGAUGCACGCAACUGUGUACGGGUUCAAGCUCUACCACUUCGGCCCGGACAGCACACCCGUCAUGCUGCCCUCAGAGGACCCUCAGCACCGAGUCGAAGGGAUGCUCAUCCUCGGGUUGAAUGAAGAACAUCGCAACAGGAUCUACGAAUAUGAGAGCGGGCUCAUGAGGCUUGUCGAUGUGCGGGCACAUGUCACUCAGCUGGACUCGUUCGAGGGCUACGAUAUUAGCAGUGUGCGGAUUGUCGAUGCGGGGGCGUUCGUCUGGAACCAGGAAAAGGAGGACGAGGGGAUGAAUGAGCUUCCGUCGACAGAACAAGGUCUAUAUACCUGGCCUAUAGAUGGAAUUUUGUGUAGCCAGAUAUAUCAGAAUAUGCUUGCGGCUCAGCGCGCGUCGACGAUCGAUUUGGCGAGAACGUCGGCACCGGAUGCUUAG
Molecule: messenger RNA, 624 nt
Organism: Aspergillus luchuensis
Lineage: Eukaryota; Fungi; Ascomycota; Eurotiomycetes; Eurotiales; Aspergillaceae
Product: gamma-glutamylcyclotransferase family protein
Exons: 1
Coding region: 1-624 (207 amino acids)
Source: RefSeq, a predicted model, not a curated record